UAUUGUAUAAAAAAAAAAAACAUUCAAUUCAAUCCCAUUGCCUUUGGUAAACAAGAAUUUGGGGAGGCUGCUUAGAGAAAUUUGAAGUGUCAAAAAAAGGUUGGCAUCACGUUAUACAUAUAUUACUUUUCAAUAAUGAAACUUCCCCGCCAAUUUCCACACAGAUUCUAGACAUCAAAAAUCCAACCUUCUUUGUUGCAUCUGUACCUCCUCUCUCUCUAUAUAUAUCUAUGCCUUGACGUAGCCCAAAUAAUUGGAACUGUCUAACAAAAGGAAAAGACACAGCUUUUGUGCAUGCAGAGGAGAUAUAUAUAUAUAUAUAUAUAUAUAUAGCAUUACAAUUAUUAUUGUAGAAAGUUACAUUUCUUGGCUUAAAUCUUGAAGAAAAAUUCUUGGUUUUGUUUUGUGAGUUGUAUUUUGUAUGUGUGACGAUGGAUGGUAGUGAUCUUUAUAAAGCAAGUAGUAGCUUGAGAUCAAGCUUGAGAACAAACAGUAUACUGAGGAACAGUACUGUGGAAGUUUUCUCGCGAUCUUCGCGGGAUGAAGAUGACGAAGAAGCUCUGAAAUGGGCUGCCAUUGAGAAACUUCCCACUUACAAUCGGUUGAGGAAAGGGCUUCUAUUUGGUUCACAGGGUGCAACCAAUGAAGUCGAUAUUAACAAUCUCGGACUCAAUGAAAGGCAGCACUUAAUGGAGAGGUUGAUCAAAAUUGCAGAUGAAGAUAAUGAGAAGUUCUUGUUGAAGCUCAAGAAUCGAAUUGAUAGAGUUGGACUUGAUAUGCCCACAAUUGAAGUCAGAUUUGAGCAUCUAAAAGUUGAUGCAGAAGCUUAUGCAGGAGGCAGAGCUUUGCCCACUUUCAUUAACUUCGUUGCUAACAUACUGGAGGGGUUUGUGAAUUAUCUCCAUAUACUUCCAAGCAGAAAGAGGAAGCUAUCAAUCCUCCAUGAUGUUAGCGGAAUCAUCAAGCCAUGCAGAAUGACAUUACUCUUAGGUCCUCCUAGUUCCGGUAAGACCACACUGUUGUUAGCUUUAGCCGGAAAACUUGAUCCUGAACUAAAGUUUUCUGGAAGGGUGACGUACAAUGGUCAUGGCAUGCAAGAGUUUGUACCUCAGAGAACUGCAGCCUAUAUCAGUCAAAAUGAUGUCCAUAUAGGAGAAAUGACUGUGAGAGAAACCUUGGCAUUCUCUGCUAGAUGCCAGGGGGUUGGAGACCGAUAUGACAUGCUAGCAGAGUUGUCAAGAAGAGAGAAAGCAGCAAAUAUCAAGCCUGAUCCUGAUAUCGACAUCUACAUGAAGGCAGCAGCAACAGAAGGCCAGGAGGCAAGUGUGGUCACAGAUUAUAAUCUAAAGAUUUUGGGACUGGAAGUCUGUGCAGAUACCCUAGUCGGAGAUGAAAUGUUAAGGGGUAUCUCCGGAGGACAGAGGAAGCGUGUUACAACUGGUGAGAUGCUGGUUGGACCAGCGAAGGCACUUUUCAUGGAUGAGAUUUCUACGGGUUUGGACAGUUCGACAACUUUCCAAAUUGUGAAGUCACUCAGGCAGUAUGUUCACAUUCUCAAAGGAACUGCUCUCAUCUCUCUCCUGCAGCCAGCACCUGAGACUUAUGAUCUGUUUGAUGACAUUAUUCUCCUAUCUGCUGGCCACAUUGUCUAUCAAGGUCCCCGUGAGGAAGUGCUCGAGUUUUUUGAAUCCAUGGGUUUCAAAUGCCCCGAGAGGAAAGGCGUGGCUGACUUCUUGCAAGAAGUGACAUCAAAGAAAGAUCAGCAGCAGUAUUGGGCACACAAAGAUCAGCCAUACAGUUUUGUAACAGAACGCGAAUUUGCUGAGGCAUUCCAGUCAUUCCAUGUUGGACGGAAAGUAGGAGAUGAGCUUGCGACCCCAUUUGACAAGACCAAAAGCCACCCAGCUUCUUUGACAACUAGUAAGUAUGGUGUUAGCAAGAAAGAGCUCCUGAAAGCGUGCAGCUCAAGAGAAUACCUGCUGAUGAAGAGAAACUCAUUUGUCUAUAUAUUCAAGAUCACACAACUUUCUAUAAUGGCAUUUGUUGCAAUGACAAUCUUCUUCCGAACUGAGAUGCACAAAGAAGAUGAAACUGAUGGAGCGAUAUACACUGGUGCUUUGUUUUUUACUCUGGUUAUGGUCAUGUUUAAUGGGAUGUCGGAGAUUGCCAUGACUAUUGCGAAGCUUCCUGUCUUCUACAAGCAAAGGAGCCUUCUCUUUUAUCCCCCGUGGGCAUAUGCUCUUCCCACAUGGAUACUCAAGAUCCCCAUUACAUUCAUAGAGGUUGCUGUUUGGGUGUUUAUGACUUACUAUGUCAUCGGUUUUGAUCCAAAUGUCGGCAGAUUUUUCAAACAGUACCUGCUCCUCUUAGUUAUCAGUCAGACUACUUCUGGAUUGUUCCGAUUUAUUGCAGCAACGGGCAGGAACAUGAUUGUUGCAAAUACAUUUGGAUCAUUUGCAUUGCUCUUACUUUUUACAUUGGGUGGCUUUAUGAUAUCAAGAGGUAUAAAUUGCGAAAAUUAUAUUUUAGAACUAUUUUUCUCAUACUUGAAACAUUGGAUAAUGCUUCUUUCUACUUUAUUUGAUGCCAUAGAUGAUGUGAAGAGUUGGUGGAUAUGGGGUUAUUGGAUGUCACCAUUGAUGUAUGGGCAGAAUGCAAUUUUAGUAAAUGAGUUCACUGGCCAUAGUUGGAAAAAGGUUCCCACGAAUGCAACAGAGCCACUAGGAGUCACAGUUAUGAAGUCUCGAGGGUUCUUUCCUGAUGCAUACUGGUACUGGCUGGGGGUCGGGGCAUUGUUUGGAUUUGUCUUGGUAUUCAACUUCUGUUACAGUCUGGCUCUCACUUAUCUAAACCCUUUUGAUAAGGCUAAAGCUGUUAUACCUGAAGAAGAACCAAGCAAUGCUGAAGGUGAUCAAAGUAGAAGAGCCAUUCAGUUAUCAUCCCAAGGAAACAGCUCUCUUGGACGAACUGCGCCUGAAGAGAGAGAUCAAAUUAGGAGGAGAAGUAUCUCAUCUGGCUCCUCAUCCCAGAGGACAGAUGCCAUUGUUGAUGCCAAUCAGAACAGAAAAAGAGGAAUGAUUCUUCCAUUCGAACAACAUUCCCUCACCUUUGAUGACAUUAAAUACUCUGUUGACAUGCCACAGGAAAUGAAAAAUGAGGGUGCUGAAGAUAGAUUGGUGCUUCUGAACAGUGUUAGUGGAGCUUUCAGGCCUGGGGUUCUCACAGCACUAAUGGGUGUUAGUGGUGCCGGUAAAACAACUUUGAUGGAUGUGCUGGCUGGCAGGAAAACUGGUGGAUACAUUGAGGGUGACAUUAAAAUUUCUGGGUAUCCAAAAAAACAGGACACAUUCGCUCGGAUUUCUGGAUACUGCGAGCAAAACGAUAUCCACUCUCCUCAUGUUACUGUCCACGAGUCAUUGAUUUACUCAGCUUGGCUGAGGUUAUCUCCUGAUGUCAAUUCUGAAACAAGAAAGAUGUUCGUUGAGGAGGUCAUGGAACUUGUGGAACUGGCCCCAUUAAGGGGAGCACUAGUUGGUUUGCCAGGUGUGAGUGGUCUCUCAACCGAGCAACGCAAGAGACUAACCAUUGCAGUUGAGCUAGUGGCAAACCCCUCCAUAAUAUUUAUGGAUGAGCCAACUUCAGGGCUGGAUGCAAGAGCUGCUGCUAUUGUGAUGAGAACAGUCAGGAACACCGUAGACACGGGAAGAACAGUUGUAUGCACCAUCCAUCAGCCAAGCAUUGACAUAUUUGAAGCCUUUGAUGAGCUUUUCCUAAUGAAGCGAGGAGGACAAGAGAUAUAUGUGGGGCCAUUGGGUCACCAUUCUUGUCAUCUAAUCAAGUACUUCGAGGGAACUGAGGGAGUAAGUAAAAUUAAAGAUGGUUAUAAUCCAGCAACUUGGAUGUUGGAAGUAACUGCUUCAGCACAGGAAACAGUUUUGGGGAUCGAUUUUACGGAAGUCUACAAAAAUUCAGAAUUGUUCAGGAGGAACAAAGCCCUGAUCAAAGAAUUAAGCACACCUCCUCCUGGUUCAAAGGAUCUUUAUUUUCCCACUCAAUAUUCACAGCCUUUCUUCGAACAAUGUAUGGCUUGCCUGUGGAAACAACAUUGGUCAUACUGGCGCAACCCGCCAUAUACUGCAGUGAGAUUUCUUUUCACAACCUUCAUUGCAUUGAUGUUUGGGACGAUUUUCUGGGACCUUGGAUCCAAGAGGUCAAGGACUCAAGAUCUGAUCAAUUCUAUGGGUUCUAUGUAUGCUGCCGUUCUCUUCCUUGGGAUCCAAAAUGCCUCAUCGGUGCAGCCAGUGGUGGCUGUUGAACGAACAGUCUUUUACAGAGAAAGAGCUGCUGGAAUGUACUCAGCAUUACCAUAUGCCUUUGCUCAGGUUCUUAUUGAGCUUCCUUAUAUAUUUGCACAAGCUGCCGUAUAUGGUCUUAUAGUUUAUGCAAUGAUUGGGUUUGAAUGGACAGUUGCCAAAUUCUUUUGGUACUUAUUCUUCAUGUACUUCACACUAUUGUACUUCACCUUCUACGGCAUGAUGACCGUGGCUGUGACUCCAAACCAACACGUCUCGGCCAUCGUUGCUGCUGCAUUUUAUGGAUUGUGGAACCUCUUUUCAGGAUUUAUAAUCCCGCGACCUAAGAUUCCUAUAUGGUGGAGAUGGUACUAUUGGGCAUGUCCCGUUGCUUGGACCUUGUAUGGAUUGGUUGCGUCUCAGUUUGGAGAUAUAAAGGAUCCAAUCGAUACAGGCACAGUUGAAAUAGAAACAGUGAAACAAUACUUGGAUAGAUACUACGGAUUCAAAGAGGAUUUUGUAGGUGUGGUAGCAGGCGUUCAUGUUGGUCUUGCAGUUCUUUUUGCUUUCAUCUUUGCUAUAUCCAUAAAGGCGUUCAAUUUCCAACGACGAUAGGGAAUUACUCCAAAUCAGCCUCUUCCUCUCAGCAUUUGAGUACAGAAAGCAUCAGAUAUGAUCAUCUUGAGGAAGUGGUUCUAAUUUUUAUGGAUAGGAUGUUUAAGAAUAUUAUAAGCACUUUAAAUCGCAGUGCUUUUUUUUUAGUCAUCUUAUUAAUUUGUAAGGUUCUUUCAUUUCUUUUUACCUAAAUUCCUAUUAUAUGAAAACAGAAAUAAAGUCAAUGCUAUAGUUUGUUAAAGCUUUAGAUUUUC
Cornus florida is the source of this 5161-nucleotide messenger RNA. RefSeq names its product pleiotropic drug resistance protein 1-like. The transcript is spliced from 23 exons. The record is from RefSeq and is a predicted model, not a curated record. Gene Ontology annotation, molecular function: ATP hydrolysis activity; ABC-type transporter activity; ATP binding. The coding region runs from base 432 to 4907 and encodes 1491 amino acids. Gene Ontology annotation, cellular component: membrane. Lineage: Eukaryota; Viridiplantae; Streptophyta; Magnoliopsida; Cornales; Cornaceae.